AUGCCCUCCCGCUCCGACGUCCACUACUUCGGCGCCGGCCCCGCGCCGCUGCCCACCAACGUUCUCGAAAACGCCUCCCGCGCCCUCCUCAACUACAACGACAAGGGCAUUGGCAUCUGCGAAAUCUCGCACCGCUCCCCCGAAGCCAACCAGAUCCUCGCCGACGCCAAGAACGGCCUGAGCACCCUGCUCGACAUCCCCGAUGACUACGAGAUCCUGUUCUUGCAGGGCGGCGGCAGUGGCGAGUUCAGCGCCGUCGUCUACCACAUGGUGUCGCUGUGGGUGGAGAAGAGGCGGCAGCGCGCCGAGGCCGAGCUGGGCGCCGGCAAGGAGGCCGAGGUGCUGGAGCGGCUGCGCAAGGAGGUCAAGGACGAGCUGAAGCUCGACUACCUGGUGACGGGGUCGUGGUCGCUGAAGGCGUCGCAAGAGGCGGCGCGGUUGGUGGGCUCCGAGCACGUCAACGUGGCCGUCGACGCGCGCAAAGCCAACAACGGCAAGUUCGGAACCAUCCCCGCCGAGGCUGAAUGGAGCCUCACGCCCAAGCAGCCCGGCGCCGCCUUCACCUACUUCUGCGACAACGAGACGGUCGACGGCGUCGAGGUGCCCGCCUUCCCUGCCGCGCUUGAGGGCCCCGACGUCGCCCCCGUCAUCGCAGACAUGUCGUCCAACUUCAUCAGCCGCCGCGUCGACGUCUCCAAGUACGGCGUCAUCUUCGGCGGUGCGCAGAAGAACAUUGGCAACGCGGGCGUGACCAUCGUCAUUGUCAAGAAGGCGCUGUUGGGCCCACUAGCGGCGCCCACGCUGCUCAGGCAGCUCAACCUCCCCGUCGGCCCCAUCGUCCUCGACUGGCCCACCAUCGCCAAGAACAACUCGCUGUACAACACGCUGCCGAUCUUCGACGUGUGGGUCGCGGGGCAGGUCAUGCAGGGCCUGGUGCAGGCGUACGGCGCGCAGAAGAUUGCGGGGCAGGAGGAGAUUUCGAACAAGAAGGCCGAGCUCAUCUACGCCGUGCUCGACAAGCACCCCGGCGUCUACCGCGUCGUCCCCGACAAGUCCGUCCGCAGCAGAAUGAACAUCUGCUUCCGCGUCCACGGCGGCGACGACGCCCGCGAGAAGGACUUCCUCGCCGGCGGCGAGAAGCGCGGCCUCACGGGCCUGAAGGGCCACCGCAGCGUCGGCGGCAUCCGCGCCAGCAACUACAACGCAGUUCCCCUCGAGGGCGCACAGAAGCUCGCCGAGUACCUCGAGGAGUACGCCAAGAGCUCGUAA
This is a messenger RNA of Aplosporella prunicola CBS 121167, 1269 nucleotides long. RefSeq lists its product as uncharacterized. The coding region runs from base 1 to 1269 and encodes 422 amino acids. The record is from RefSeq and is a predicted model, not a curated record. Gene Ontology annotation, biological process: L-serine biosynthetic process. The transcript is spliced from 2 exons. Gene Ontology annotation, molecular function: pyridoxal phosphate binding; O-phospho-L-serine:2-oxoglutarate transaminase activity. Gene Ontology annotation, cellular component: cytoplasm. Lineage: Eukaryota; Fungi; Ascomycota; Dothideomycetes; Botryosphaeriales; Aplosporellaceae.